ACUCGACCAAACCCUUUGUUGUUCCAUGAAUUUUUAAUUGCAUGAUGUGGUUUCCAUGAUUAAUUUUGUGUUCGAUAGAAAAUCGAACCUCCAACAAACCCACAAUCACUAUCGCCAUUAUCACCUUCUUCCAUUUUUCUUAAUCUCUACUCUUCUUCAACGACAAUCGACAGCCACAUUUCAACCAAUUUCGAGUACCCAAAUUGUAUUUCUUCAUGAAAAUGUGAAGAUACUAUAAAAAUGGUGAUGCUAAAUCGAUUUACAAGAAACAAGAAACGGUUAUCCGGGAAGAUGAAGCUCAUACGAAGCAGAUAUGGGUUCAGACACUUGAAAUGGAUUCUCUGGCUUGUUGUAUCUUUCUUCUUCUUCAUUAGAUUCAUUAGCCAUCAUCAACCUAGCACGAAUUCGUUGAGGAGAACAAUAAUUUCAAACUCUCAAUCCAAUGUUAUCUCUCGUGCUAUCUCGGAAUCAAAAUCCACCGAAGUUCUCCGGCAGAAUCAAGAUUUUAUGAAGGAUUUGAAAGUUUAUGUGUACGAAUUGCCAUCGAAAUACAAUGUUGAUUGGCUAUCCAACGAGCGAUGUAGAAACCAUUUGUUUGCGUCGGAGGUCGCCAUACAUAAGGCGUUGAUGAACAGCGAUGUGCGGACAUUUGACCCCUCGGAAGCUGAUUUCUUCUUCGUCCCCGUCUACGUUUCCUGCAACUUCAGCCCCGUUAAUGGCUUCCCCUUCAUCGGACACGCACGUGCUCUUAUCUCCUCCGCGAUUGAGCUCAUUUCCUCGGAGCUUCCAUUCUGGAACCGCAGCAAUGGAUCCGACCAUGUCUUCGUAGCCUCUCACGAUUACGGAUCUUGUUUCCAUGCCAUGGAGGAUAGAGCUGUGGCUAAUGGGAUACCGGAGUUCAUGAAGAACUCGAUUAUAUUGCAGACAUUUGGUGUUAAGCAUCAGCACCCAUGUCAAGAGGCUGAACAUGUCGUCAUCCCACCGUACAUAUCGCCGGAAAAAGUUCAGUCAACGCUAUCGCAGUCGCCGAUCAACGGCCGUCGUGACAUUUUCGCGUUCUUUCGAGGGAAAAUGGAAGUCCACCCCAAGAACGUCAGCGGACGAUUUUACAGCAAGCGUGUGAGGACGGAGAUAUUGCAGAAGUACGGCAACGACCGGCGGUUUUACCUGAAAAGACAUCGGUUCGCCGGUUACCAAUCGGAGAUUGUCCGAUCAUUGUUCUGCUUGUGCCCACUUGGGUGGGCACCAUGGAGCCCUCGACUUGUGGAGGCGGUAGCGUUGGGUUGCGUGCCGGUGAUUAUAGCUGACGGGAUACGUCUGCCGUUGGAAUUCGCCGUACCAUGGUCGGAGAUUUCUCUCACGGUGGAGGAGAAAGACGUCGGGAAGUUAGCCGGGAUUCUUGAUUACGUGGCGUCAACGAACCUAUCAUCCAUUCAACAAAACCUGUGGGACCGGAAAGUCAAGCAAGCGCUUUUGUUUCAUGAUGACGUGGAACACGGAGAUGCUACGUGGCAUAUUCUUGUCGCGCUGUCUGAAAGGGUUGGAAGGUCUAGUCGGAGGGCGAGGCUUUUGAGCAAAUGAGAGUUUUACACGUGGAGAUUUUUAUAGGGAAUAUAAAAUGCCAACGUGGAAAAGAUGAUGGAAUACAGCUGUAAUGUGAUGGGACAUGUCAUCCCUGAGCCGCGUAGGUGGCCCUUUGUUUGCUAGUGGGAAUGCGGUGACGGUGUUGUCAGGUCUUUCUUGCUUGAUGACGUGUCCGGAGAUGAUUGGUGUAUGUGGGCGGGUGUACAGAUAAUAGGAUGGGAAUGUGAACAGAGGAUAAUAGGAUGUGAAUGCAAAGAGAAGAUAUGAAAUUGGUCGGAGAUUAGCAGAUGUCGCUCAUUCUAUUGUAUUUUUAAAUUUUUUUUUAUUCAGACUAAAUUACUAG
Messenger RNA from Lactuca virosa, 1927 nucleotides. The record is from the annotation of a GenBank genome assembly. NCBI's taxonomy places the organism in Eukaryota, Viridiplantae, Streptophyta, Magnoliopsida, Asterales, Asteraceae.